GUUUCCCAGUUGCGUCUUCGAAAAUCUGAUAUGUUUACCAUGUCCUUUGUACUUUUGCUUGUCUCAUGUUAACCUCAAAAACAUCUUGGGCUUUUAAUGCUUUUCUCCUUCUAUUUCUCCCUAUGCAGAUUAGCUUCACAGAAAUUUUCAUAGUUUAUUUUGCCAAUCCAGUUGUUGCAAAAUAAUAUAUACAUUGGGCUUCUUGUCUCAGACAUGUCACCAAGCAAAGGGUUGCUCCACCUUUCACCUAUAUAAACACUAAUCCACUUAAAUGAGCUUUAGUUGGAUGGGCAGUUGUCAGAUUAGAGACCAGGUAGGGCACAUUGUUUAAGAAGUUGCACUAAAAUUCAAAUCCUUGCUGAUUAGUUGGAAAACAGAACCAUGUGUAAACCUCAUUAGUUAUGUCCCCAGAAAGACCCCAUGCAGAUGACACUUGAGAAUUCAACCCAAACUAUCAUUCAAUUUGCCAUUUCCUGCCUUUAUAAAUCUAUUUGCAAUUUUCAACUCAAAGCAACCUGGUCUUUCACUUCCAACUCUCAUCCACUCUAAGCUUAUAGCUUUUGUCAAACAAAUUCAAGUCUUCGAAGCCCUUCACAAUUUUUUUCCUUGACUCAAAAGUAGAAACCAUGGCUAUUUUGCGUGCUGCUAUCCUCGCCAAACAAAUUCUUCGCCACUCAGUUACAUUUUCUUAUAAAGAAGCUUCGACGUCCACAGAUGUACCAAAAGGCUUUCUUGCUGUCUACGUUGGAGAGAGCCAAAAGAAGAGAUUUUUGGUUCCAGUCUCAUAUUUAAGGCAACCUUCCUUUCAGGCUUUGCUUAGUAAAGCUGAAGACGAGUUUGGUUUUGAUCAUCCAAUGGGCGGAUUGACAAUUCCCUGCAGUGAAGAAACUUUCUUGGACGUCACCUCACAAUUGAAAAGAUUAUGAAAGAAGCCAUUCAGAUUUCUCAGAGAAGGACUGUUUCACAAAAACAGUGCAUCAAAAGUCCUUUGGCUGUGUAUAUGGGAAAAAAUGAAGACGGCUAUUCAUGAUUUCAUGUUCAUACUUCAAGGGUCCACUUCAGAAGCUACCAUAUCAAGCUGAAGAAAAAAAGGAUCCACACGGAUGCCCUGAGCAAUUCCUUGUAGCCGAAUCUUGCAGUCAUCUCGCCUGCAGAAUAUAUGAAGAGGCCAAAAAUGGCCCAUUACUAGACCAGAGAAAUCAAAUCUGUACAAACAGUAUUGACAGAAUAGAAUACCAGUCUUAUGGCUUACUGUAAAGCUUUGAACUCUGUAGAAACUGAUUUAUACGAAAUUCAUAAUAAGGAUUUUUUAUAUAUUCCCUUGAAUUUUAUUGAGUUGUAUCUCAGAAACUAAACAUUGCAAUCCUUGAUUAUUUGUUAACUAUGUCAGCUAUCAAGUCUAAGAAAAUGCAGAUAUUAAAGUGAGGAUCACCUUCAAAACUGAUGCACCCUAAACCCUUUAACUUUUUUUGCCCUUCACCUCAUUCUCUUUACAGAGAAGCAUAAAAGACUUUGUGUUGUUUUAAUUUUAC
Molecule: messenger RNA, 1532 nt
Organism: Carica papaya (papaya)
Lineage: Eukaryota; Viridiplantae; Streptophyta; Magnoliopsida; Brassicales; Caricaceae
Product: auxin-responsive protein SAUR21-like
Biological process (GO): response to auxin
Source: RefSeq, a predicted model, not a curated record